AUGUAUCUGUGGAAUAUCCAUUUUCUCAUUGGAGCCAUACUAGUUUCCAUCUUUACCGACUUAACUGAGGCUAAUGAAAAAAUUUGGUCUCAUGGAAUGGGCAAUGCCUACAAUACUCAUCGAAGAAUACUAACUAUACCAACUGAAUAUGAUGGAAAAUCAUGGGAACUUGUUUUCAAUCUUUCAAAAUCAAUAAAAUCUAUUCCAAACAUGGCAAUAGGUAGUAAUGGUGAUAUUUAUUUCUUUACCGGUAAUGAUCCAAUUAAAUCACCUGAAUAUUUGGUAUGUGUAACAAUAAAUGGGUUAAUACGUUGGAAAUUAUAUCUUGAACGAGACGACGGAAUGACCAUUGAUGGUGUUACAAAUAUUGUUUCGAAUAUAAAUGGAACAUUAUUUUAUGGAAUAUCAUGGUUUAAAGAUGAAAAUUAUUUAAAUAAAAUUUGUCGUUUAUCAAAUCCGGAAACAGAUAAUCCAAUUGAAAAAUGUGCUUCUAAUACAUAUUUUUUUCAAACAUUUCAAGGUCCGUUAUCCAUCGAUGAUUCAUCAGAACUUUUAAUAGUUACACUUUAUGGAGAAUCAGUUGGCUUUAUUAAUACAACUAGUUUACAAAUUGAAUAUCAGAGUCCAUUCGAUAUUGGAGCUUCAACCGGUUCUCAUUACAAUACUGAUCAAACUGGAAUUUAUUGGAUUGGAGUUGACGAUCAUUUACGAAAAGUAAAUAUUCAUGGUGAAACAUUAUUAAAUGUUAAGGUUAAUAGUGGUGAAAAUCAAAAGUAUGCUUUUAAUAAACAACAAAAUAUAAUUGUCGGAGUUUCGCAAAAUUUCACCACAACUCCGGCUCCAUUUAUUGUUUCUGCGUGGAAUGUUGAUUCAAAUCUUAAUUUGACUUUACUUUGGCAAUGGAAUCAAUCAGUUGAAAUUGCAACUUCAUCAACACAUCCAGUUGUUGAUGAUAAAACAAAUAUAACAUAUGUUAGUAUUCUUCCAUAUAUUUCUGCAAUUGAUUCUCGUGGAAAUACUUUAUGGAAAACUGAAAUAACUUCUCUAGAUGAAAUAUAUAAAUACAGUCUUGUUACAUCUUGUCUUACAUUGAAUACAGAAACAAGUAUUGCUUAUGUUCUUAUUUCAACAUAUGAUGAUUCUAAUCAACAAACUCCAAAAGUUCUCUUUAUUGUUCCAGUAAAAACAACUACUGGUGCUGUUUUACCGCGAAUCAAUAUUGAAGUUCAUCCAGAUUUACUGACUUAUGUUCAAUGUCCAAUGCUUGUAGAAACUCAAAUGCUCUAUCUUCCUUGGUACUAUGCAAGUAACACCGAUAUUUUACCAUUAAAUAUUAUUGGGAUUCCACAAAUUACUUCUUCAUAA
Messenger RNA from Rotaria sp. Silwood2, 1365 nucleotides. NCBI's taxonomy places the organism in Eukaryota, Metazoa, Rotifera, Eurotatoria, Philodinida, Philodinidae. The record is from the annotation of a GenBank genome assembly.